UAACAUUUUAGUGAACGGUGUGAUACUGAGACGUUGCUCUGCCACCUAUUUGUAUUUGUAAAUAGACGUAUGUCAAAGUCACCCGGUUUGGACGAAUUCCAUAUCGGGUUCGUUGUACAUAAUAGUGCCAGUAUACAUGUUGUGCAUUCUGGACGUGUAGUCUGAUUCGUUCAGACAAGUGCUGAUUUCUUCUAAUAGAUAUGUCGUAUGCCAACCAAUACGUCAAUACCCACAACAGCUCUCCUUUGGAGAUGUCGCCAAUGUAUGUUAAUGAGGCGGCCACGACAAACCUGUACACUUACAUAUCAGAUGCAUCACUCGUGCAGAGAGAGGAAACAGUUAAUCAUGUUAAUGGAGUGGCCACGCCAAACCUGUACACUACCAUAUCAGAUGCAUCCCUCGUACAGAGACAUGAAACAGUUAAUUAUGUUAAUGGGGCGGCCACGACAGACCCGAACACUACCAUAUCAGAUGCAUCCCUUGGUCAAAGAGAGGAAACGUUCAAGAGAACGCCCUAUAGAAGAUUGUGUUGCUUUGCUGUGAUUAUUCUAUUGAUGGUAGGGGUUAUUGCUCUUGCGAUCAUCGGUAUAAUACAUUUGUCGGAACCGUCCAAGCAUCAAGAUCAACCAAGUAUGAAGUUUUCAGAGUCAUUACAAUUCUGUGUCGGAUCAAUAACCGCAAGUGCUUCCGCUUCUGCGCAGUCCAACUGUUCACGUCUCGCAACAAGUGUUGCCGUUGACAUAUUUAAGGUUAGAGUAUCAUUUCCUGGCAACAAGACAAUAGUCAAUUCAAGUAUGCGUCUUUCUGAUUCCAUCAAUAUCACUGUGGCCGGGUUAUGGAUUGUCAGUUGGUCAAAGGUUACAGAACAACUGACAGUUUCACCACGUCUGGGAGCUUUGACUUGUAAAAUGGAAGGGACGUAUUUAUUUGAGUAUCUGAACAGUUCAAACAGCCUUGUGUAUUACCAGAUUUUCUCACUUACGUAUCUGGGUAAUUUGGAUGAUGUGCGCGUAUCCGCUCAGCCGUAUUUGGCGGGAAAUGGCAUCAGCAAAUUAAUUCACCUCUCGUGUUCAAUGAAAACUGGAUGUCACCAUGGUGUUUUUGUUCCGGAAAUGAAAAAGGGAGAAGAUACUUUGUUUAUUCAUGACGUCUCGUGUACCUACACGUUCAAUACUUUUGAAGAAGGAGUAGUCACCUGCACGACGGAUAUCGACGCAGACGUUUGGGUUUCAAAGGAUGAAGUUAUAUGUUCCCUGAAGCUGGAUGACGGGGUGCAUCAACUAGUACCGGUUGGAAGAAUAGACACCAGUAACGUAAACCUGGCAAAUCAUUGCACUUUGGUAUCCUUCACGAUCGGCGAGCCUGGGUACAUCAACUGCAAGAAGAGGAUACAUGGGGAUGUGAAUAUCUUUCUGGAGAGGAAGGGCUACUACUUUGGCGACUGGAUAACGUUGCUUACCAUUUCUGGCGAAGGAAGCGGGAAAGCCCUCAAUGAUCGCCUUACGUUUACUGCAAUGAAAAAUGCAGAUAUGAUGGAGAUCAAUAUUACUAUGUCGGAGGUCCAUUGCGGUGAUAAAGGACAUCUGGCCUUAAACUAUUCAGACGGCUCGCGCACCAACAUCGAAGUCAAUGCCAUAUCAGCGGUGCCACCACGUUGUCACGGAUCUGAGACUAGAUCACUUCACGCUGACAACAACUUUAUAUUAUUCUGCGCAUGGUGUCCUGGUCAUGACGUCGAAGAAGUUCUUGUGAACCAUACCAAGACGGAAAACGGCGUUGGAACAAUGCUUCCAUCGUUUCCAAUCACAUUUUUUGUGGAUUCUAAGACGGAACAUAAAGAACAGAAUUUAACAAUAAAAUUUACCCAGCAGUAUGGUGUGAUGAGAGUGGAUAUCACCCGAUUAAAAGGAGUUGGCUGUAACUAUGGAGGCUAUUACUCCAUAACUCUCCGCUCACCACAAGGGUCGUCAAACAGAAACAUACAUGUUAACAUCACAAUCCCCCAAAGUCUGUAUACGUUUUCCAUUACCGACACCCCUGUGAUAGCCGGAAGAGAUCUUUAUGUUGAAUUCAAGGGAUUCAUGGGUUGUUCUGUGUCUAAUGUCAUUGCAAAGCAGGACGGUGUUUCACUUCUGGCGAGCGCAGUGACGGUUGCUGACGAGGACAUCAGGGAUGCACUAGCGUUCAAGAUCGUUUGGUCAUAUAAACCGGUGGAGCUUGCCUUACAUACCACAUUUAUCAAUGCAUCAAUGUCAUUUCCUCCACUGGGAGAGCAAAAUCGUAGAAGUUACACUACAUCCAAGAGGUUUGAUGUACUAGAAGAUUCCUUUUGUGACAACUUUGCAUCGUGUAACGUCGCACACCCGUCCGUCUUCGGCCUGUACAUUGCGUGUAACGCUGCUAGUCUUAUUCAAGCAGUGAACAAAUGUCCAGCUGGCCUGAGUCUAAUCUACCCGGAUCCAAACAACUGCUUAGGACAAUGUGGAUAACGUACAUGUGUUUAUCCGAGUGACCACUUUUCGCAGUAUCAUUAUUUUAGGUUUUUUUUAACGUUAUUUACCCGUUUAACCAUACCCUUUAUUUUUGUGUAACGCUAGCGGUACCAUAUAUAUUGAGCACAAUUGUCAACCUGGAUUGUUUCCAGAUCCAGUCAUCUGCCUAGGACACAUGAGAUAUAGUGAUUUGAAUUGAAUGUUUUUAAAUUUUGUUGUUGUUGUUAAAUCAAAAAUCAAAAGCACUUAUUUCACUUAAUACUUAGCUGAAUGUGCUACUUGUGUGUUUCUGAUAUUGAAGCUGAACUUUCAGUUUUGUUUAGUGUUCAAGUCGAAUAUAGCGUGUAAUAUGUCUUAACCUAUACAUCUAGAACUCUUUUAAAUAAGUUACUCCUCUAGAUCCAAAUAUAUCGAUUCUAUGAGUAGGCUACGGAAAGAACAAACACGUACAAAUGUUAUCCUACAUUUUGGGCACAGUUCAGAUAGAAUACGCGAUACAUAUUGUUUACAAAAUCCUGUUACAGAUGCAUUUUCUUCUGAACAUUUUAUGUAAUUAUUCAUUUGUGGUUAAAUUGUUCAAGGUUGUAAAAUGUUCAAUGUAUAUAGGUUAGUCAAUACCACUUAUCAGUAUUGAUUAACUAUUUAUUGAUGUACAUUAAUAAACUCGUCAUUGUUCCGAUACACGAAAUCGGUUUAUCCUAAUUUCACUCGCAUUUAGACCGAUCAUUUUUUCUUUAAUGACGAAAAAGUUGGCAAAGCAUGUUAUGAUGUAUUGAGUUGUCAAGUUAUAUGAAUACUGAAAGGUCGAUUCACAAAUGAAAUAUACACGGGAUCCCUGACCUAAUGCACGUAAAACAAAGGCAAAACACAUAAGAAAUGUAGCUUUAAUAACAUAAUGUAACUUUCCCUUAAUUUUAGUUUGGAUAUAAUUGUUGUGCAAGUUGGCCUGGGUACAAAAGUUGAUUGGGUGGCCCAGUUGGUUAGGACGAACAUAUAAUGAUCUGAGAUCGAGGGUUCGAAAUCCUAGUCAAAUCUAUUUGGAUUUUAUACUCGAAACACUGUUCGUUUGUUGUUGUUUUUUGGUUUAUUUUUUUGCUUAUUUAAUCUUCAUCAUUUAUCAUGAGAGUUCUAAAUGGUAUGUUUUUUCUUCUCAGAAAUGAUUUACUAAGCUACAUAUAUAUAUAGUCAU
This is a messenger RNA of Mizuhopecten yessoensis (Yesso scallop), 3681 nucleotides long. RefSeq lists its product as uncharacterized. The transcript is spliced from 13 exons. Bases 201 to 2489 code for a protein of 762 amino acids. NCBI's taxonomy places the organism in Eukaryota, Metazoa, Mollusca, Bivalvia, Pectinida, Pectinidae. The record is from RefSeq and is a predicted model, not a curated record.